Branchiostoma belcheri (Belcher's lancelet) is the source of this 1019-nucleotide messenger RNA. Its product is annotated as prolyl 4-hydroxylase subunit alpha-3-like. The record is from RefSeq and is a predicted model, not a curated record. The transcript has 8 exons. NCBI's taxonomy places the organism in Eukaryota, Metazoa, Chordata, Leptocardii, Amphioxiformes, Branchiostomatidae. Gene Ontology annotation, molecular function: L-ascorbic acid binding; iron ion binding; procollagen-proline 4-dioxygenase activity. Gene Ontology annotation, biological process: peptidyl-proline hydroxylation to 4-hydroxy-L-proline. The coding region runs from base 181 to 768 and encodes 195 amino acids. Gene Ontology annotation, cellular component: endoplasmic reticulum.
UCUUCUCGGCAUUUGUCUUCUGUUGACCUUACCGAUGAUAUAAAGAAGUUUACAAGCCGUUCUGUUGCCCAGAGCCCCGUGCCUCGGCGUCUGAAGUGCCGGUACGUGCGGGACAGCCCCCAUCUGUACAUCAGUCCGGCCAGGGUGGAGGUUCUGCACAGGAGGAACCCUCAGAUACUUAUGUACCAUGACGUCAUCACGCAGAAGGAGGCCAAAAAGUUCAGGACUGUCGCAUUUCCCAGGUUUAAAAGAUCGACGAGCAUGGAUGAUCAGGGUCUAGUCUACAUCGACAAAUACGCAGUCAGUGAAAAGGGAGUCAUCACUGACGCUGAGGAACCGUUUAUCGCGAAGAUGAGCCGCAGAGUUGGUCAGCUGACCGGGCUGUCCACGGAACUGCCGCAUGCAGAACCGAUCAUGGUCCUGAAUUAUGGUCUCGGAGGCGCCAUUCAACAUCACCUGGACUACUUCGCGGAAGUCUACCAUCGCUACACAGCCAUAGAUGGGAACAGGAUGAUGACCUUCUUAACCUACUUAAAUGAAGUAGAAGCAGGCGGUGCCAUAGUCUUCCCUGAGAUAGAUCUCAUCACUCCCGCUGUGCAGAACGCGGCCCUGCUGGUCCAGAACCUGAAGAAGUCUGGAGACUACGAGCCGCUGUCCCUUCACGCGGGGUGUCCGGUCCUCAUGGGCUCCAAGUGGACGGCUGUCAAGUGGAUACGGGAGUAUGGGAACGAGUUCAAGAGGCCUUGUAGUCUCUCACCAGACGAGUGAUAGUCUCGCAGAGAUGUUAUGAUUACUAUCUCUACAUUCAUUUUUCAUCACGCCUUAUAUGUGUGCCUUUUUUGCACGAUUUAUCUACUUAAAAUAAGUACUUGGACCAUUGUCAUUAUGCUACUAAUAUCUCAUUUUCAAUUUGUUUAGGAAUUUUGAAUUAGUAUUCUGUGCCAUUCUUCUGACCUUGGUCGAUGGCAACAGUCUACAGAUUGUGAAAUAUGAGAAUAUCGGUGAUUAGUACAUCUCCG